This is a messenger RNA of Ricinus communis (castor bean), 2893 nucleotides long. Its product is annotated as probable WRKY transcription factor 2. The record is from RefSeq and is a predicted model, not a curated record. Gene Ontology annotation, biological process: regulation of DNA-templated transcription. The transcript is spliced from 6 exons. The coding region runs from base 576 to 2777 and encodes 733 amino acids. NCBI's taxonomy places the organism in Eukaryota, Viridiplantae, Streptophyta, Magnoliopsida, Malpighiales, Euphorbiaceae. Gene Ontology annotation, molecular function: sequence-specific DNA binding; DNA-binding transcription factor activity.
CUCUCUCUCUCUCUCUCUAUCUCUUUCCCUCUGUUUCUGUUUCCUUUUUCUUUUUUAUCAAUAUCCUUUUUUUUUUUUGCUUUCAUUCUUCAAAUUCUUCAAAGAUUCCAUACAUAUUUCUGGUCCCCCCACCCCACCAUUCCCACAAUCAUCUCCUUUUUAACCUUACUUUGUUUUUUUGUUGAAGGGCUUGGAAAUGUUAAUAAUAGAAUAUUAAUAUUCUGCUUUUUGUAAUUUUCUCAAAUCCAAAUUAAACAUCAUCAUAUCAUUUUGGGCUGAGAGAGAGAGAGAGAGUUAAUUGUUUUCAAAAUGGAGAAGUGGGUUGAAUUGAAAUUGAAGAGAAAGAGGUAACAAAAGAAACAAGAUUUGUUAAAGGGUUACAAGUUUUUCUUUUGGGGUCUGGGUCUGGGUCUGGGUCUAGGUCAGUAGUCAGUUGGUGGUGGAGGUGGUGGUGGGUCUUUGUUCAUAUCAUCAUCUUAGCCUUGACUCCAUAAUCAACCAGGUUUCCAGGAAUUCAACUAUAGCCAACAACUUGAUUGCAGGCUGUCUAGACCUGUAGCCAAAGUGUUUAAAACAUGGCUGGGAUUGAUGAUAAUGUUGCUAUAAUUGGGGAUUGGGUGCCUCCCACUCCAAGCCCAAGAGCAUUUUUCUCUGCAAUUUUAGGUGAUGAUAGAACUGAAGGGCUUAUGCUGGGACCAAAAGAACCGGGAACAGCAAGAAAUACUGACAAAAAGGAUGUGACACAAACUGCUGGUGCUCAGUUUACAGAACUAGCUUCAUUUUCUGAGCAGAAAUCCAGUUCACGAGGUGGUCUUGUAGAAAGAAUGGCAGCCAGAGCUGGGUUUAAUGCUCCAAGGUUGAAUACAGAAAGCAUAAGGUCGGGUGACCUUUCACUUAACCCUGAGAUUCGAUCUCCUUACCUAACAAUCCCACCUGGUCUCAGUCCAACAACCUUGUUAGAUUCUCCAGUAUUCCUUUCAAAUUCUUUGGCACAGCCAUCUCCAACAACUGGAAAAUUCUCAUUUGUCCCCAAUGCUAACGGUAACAGGUCUAUGUUGAUGUCUGAACCUACUGAUAAAAGUAAAGAUAAUUUCUUUGAGGACAUCAAUGCAUCUUCAUUUGCAUUCAAGCCAGUUCCAGACUCCGGAUCUUCUUUUUUCCUUGGUGCAACAAACAGAAUAACUUCGGUCAUUCUUCUGCAGCAAUCCUUUCCCAGCAUUGAGGUCUCAGUUCAGUCUAAGAAUUUUCUCCAGUCUCAUGGUAUAGAAUCAGCCAAAGUCCAAUCUGAGAACAGGAGCAACACACUCCAAUUUCCAGUGGAUUUCUCCAGAGCAACAACUGAGAAAGGUGAUAGAGCUAACAGUAUGAGGACAGAAAGGAGGGUCUUUGAUACUGUUGGUGGCAGUGCUGAACAUUCUCCACCUCUUGAUGAGCAACAAGAUGAAGAAGGCGAUCAACGAGCUAGUGCAGAGUACAUGGCAGGCAGUGGUGGCACACCAUCCGAGGAUGGAUAUAACUGGAGAAAAUAUGGACAGAAACAAGUUAAGGGCAGUGAGUACCCACGGAGUUAUUACAAAUGCACACAUCCAAAUUGCCCAGUUAAGAAGAAAGUAGAACGGUCUCAUGAGGGCCACAUAACAGAGAUCAUAUACAAGGGAGCUCACAACCAUCCCAAACCUCCACCUAAUCGACGGUCAGCCAUUGGAUCAUCAAAUCCAAUCAUGGAUAUGCAACUAGAUGUCCCUGAGCAAACUGGACUACAGAAUGGUACAGAAAAUGACCCUGUUUGGGCAAGUCAACAAAAGGGAACUGCUACUGGAACACCUGAUUGGAGGCAUGACAAUGUUGAGGUCACAUCUUCAGCAUCUGUAGGCCCUGAAUUUGGCAAUCACUCUUCUGCAGUGCAGGCUCUGAAUGGCACUAACUUUGAAUCAGGUGAUGCUAUUGAUGCCUCGUCAACAUUUUCUAAUGAUGAAGAUGAAGAUGAUCGGGCUACACAUGGAAGUGUAGGUUAUGAUGGUGAAGGAGAUGAAUCUGAGUCAAAGAGAAGGAAGAUUGAAACAUACCCCACAGACAUUGCAGGAGCUACCAGAGCUAUUCGAGAGCCUAGAGUUGUGGUCCAGACUACCAGUGAGGUGGAUAUCCUGGACGAUGGAUAUCGCUGGCGCAAGUAUGGGCAGAAAGUCGUGAAAGGAAAUCCAAAUCCCAGGAGUUAUUACAAGUGUACUAAUGCAGGCUGCACAGUGAGGAAGCAUGUGGAAAGGGCAUCACAUGACCUUAAGUCAGUGAUCACUACAUAUGAGGGAAAACACAAUCAUGAUGUUCCUGCUGCUCGCAAUAGCAGCCAUGUUAAUUCUGGCUCAUCUAAUACGGUAAACACACAAGGCGGUACAGCUGGUCAAACCCAUGUUCACAGGCCAGAGCCAGCACAAGUUCCCAACAGCAUGACAAGGUUUGAGAGGUCUGCUGCAUAUGGAUCCUUCAGCCUUCCUGGAAGACAGCAGCUGGGUCCUACACAUAGCUUCUCAUUUGGAAUGAAUCAACCUGGCCUGGCUAAUCUGGCAAUGGCUGGAUUGGGUCCUGGCCAACCCAAGAUGCCCGUGAUGUCUGUUCACCCCUACUUAGCACAGCAACGUCCGAUGAGCGAAAUGGGGUUCAUGCUGCCCAAAGGAGAACCAAAGAUGGAGCCCAUGUCUGAACCUAGUCUGAAUCUAUCCAACAAUCCAUCAGUUUAUCAGCAGUUCAUGAAUAGGCUGCCGCUUGGACCGCAAAUGUAAAUUCUUUUCCUUUUUUAUAUUCAAACAUUUAUAAUUUAUUGGUAUUAUUUAUUGUAUUUUGUCAGAAAAUAGAAAAAGGAAAUUUACUUCUUUAUACAUAGACUGGCAUUUCAUCA